AUGUUCGGAGGGCUGGCUGUUGGAACACUCGCCUGGGUACAGUACCAAGCCAACCAGCUCACCACCAACGCGUGGGACUUCGUCGCCAAGACGGCAGAUGGGGUGUCGGAUACUGCAAUAACCAUCUUCGGUGGCGCAAAGGACAUAGCGGAUCAAACAAGGCGCGGAUGGGAAAGCACCAAAGAACAGUUCGAAACGCCAGAAUGGCUGCAAAAGGUGUUGAGACUCCACGAGGAGAUUGGGACAGGAAAAGGCGGACAUGAAGGACCGGGUGGGGAGCCUCCCAAACAGAGCAGAGCUGGCGCUGCUGCGGUUGUUGGAGCUUCGGCCGCGGCAUAUGGCUACGAACAGUCCGACGACGACCCCCGAGACCCCGACGAGAUAGCCAAGGACGAUCAGAUGAUGGUCUUGACGAAGAAGAUGAUCGAGAUUCGGGGCAUGCUUCAGCAAGUUGGACAGUCAAGCACUCUAACUCUGCCCUCUAUUGUGGUCAUCGGCUCCCAGUCCUCGGGCAAGAGUUCGGUUCUGGAAGCACUUGUCGGUCACGAAUUUUUGCCGAAGGGAUCCAACAUGGUUACCCGUCGGCCGAUUGAGCUGACUUUGGUCAACACCCCUGAUUCAAAGGCAGAAUACGGCGAGUUUCCGGACUUAGGCCUCAGACGCAUCACAGACUUCUCUUCUAUUCAGAGAACGUUGACCGAACUCAAUCUGGCCGUCCCAGACAGCCAGUGCGUGUCGGAUGACCCCAUUCACCUCACAAUCUAUUCUCCGAAUGUUCCAGACCUCUCUCUCAUCGACCUGCCGGGCUACAUCCAAGUCGCGGGGCAAGGUCAGCCGCUUGAGCUCAAGCAGAAAAUCUCGGAGCUUUGCGAUAAGUAUAUUCAGCCUCCAAAUGUUAUCCUGGCCAUUUCUGCCGCAGAUGUGGAUCUCGCAAACUCAACAGCCCUGCGUGCAAGCCGUCGUGUGGAUCCUAGGGGCGAGAGGACGAUUGGAGUAGUCACCAAGAUGGACCUAGUUGAUGCUACUCGAGGCUCUGCUAUCCUUAGUGACAAACAGUACCCCCUCAGGCUUGGCUAUGUUGGUGUCGUCUCAAGAGUUCCCCAAACGGGUGGUUUGUUCAAGCGAUCCGGCAGCAUCCAAUCGGCCAUUGCCAAGAAUGAGAGCGCAUUCUUUUCUAACCACCCGCUUGAGUUCGGCGAAGGAUCCGGAGUCAACGUUGGAACGAUCAAUUUGCGCAAGAAGCUCAUGACUGUCCUUGAACAAACAAUGUCCGCCAGCCUUCAGACCACGAGCGACGCCAUCAGGCAAGAGCUCGAAGAGGCAACUUAUGAGUUCAAGGUUCAGUACAAUGAUCGCCCACUUUCGGCCGAGUCCUACUUGGCGGAAAGCCUCGAUGGGUUCAAGCAUUCUUUCAAGAAAUUCACAGAGGAGUUUGGCCGCCCUGAAAUGCAUGAGUUGCUGAAGCAGGAGUUGGAUCAGAAGGUUCUUGACCUACUCGCAGCCAGAUACUGGAACAAGCCCAUCCAGGACUUAUCUCCUGCCCGACCCGACCUAGACAACCUUGCAGAUCUUCCCAAGGCCGACCCAAAUUCACUGUACUGGCACAGGCAGCUCGAUGCGUCUACGUCCUCCCUGACAAAGCUUGGAGUGGGAAGGUUGGCAACCACUGUGGUUGCUUCAUCUAUUCAGUCUCAAAUUGACGCUUUGAUCAAGAGCUCGACGUUCAGCAGCCACCCCUUUGCCCGGGAGGCUAUCAUGGAUGCUGCGUCGACCAUUCUUAACGAGAGGUUCUACAGUACCAGCGACCAGGUCGAGAACUGUAUCAAACCUUACAAGUUCGAAAUCGACAUUGAUGAGAGAGAGUGGACCCAGGGUCGGGACCACUCGGCUGUGGUGCUGAAGAAGGAGCUUCAAGAUUGUGAAGGCGCUCUAAAGGGCAUCGAAGACACUGUCGGCGGCCGAAGGAAGCUUAGAGAGGUUAUGAACUUCGUGGACCGUGCCCGAAAAGGCGAUGUUGUUGUUGAAGGGGAUGGACGAAGCGGUGCUGGAGGCUUCAGUGCGGCUCUUCUUGCAAGAGGACGCGAGGCUGUGUUCCUCAGGGACCGCGCAGACAUCAUCAAGAUGCGCCUGCUGGCCGUCAAGUCUAAACAAUGCGCAAACCUGAAGAACAAGUACUACUGCCCCGAGGUGUUCCUUGAUGCGGCAGCUACCAAGCUGGCUUCGACCGCAGUGCUCUUCCUUAACGUGGAGCUCCUCUCAGAGUUUUACUACAACUUUCCCCGGGAGCUUGACCUUCGCCUUGGCAGACACCUUUCAGACGCCGAGAUUGAGAAGUUUGCCAAGGAGGAUCCCAAGAUCAGGAGACACCUCGAGGUCAUCCGUCGCAAAGAGCUCCUCGAGUUGGUUCUUGAGAAGAUGGAAAGUUUGCGGCAGCUCGAGGGCCGUGAGCGAGAGCGGCAGCAGGGCGGCAGACCCAGCAAAGACGACAAGCAGAGGGGACGCUGGGGGCUAUUUUGA
This is a messenger RNA of Colletotrichum chrysophilum, 2517 nucleotides long. RefSeq lists its product as uncharacterized. The record is from RefSeq and is a predicted model, not a curated record. Gene Ontology annotation, molecular function: GTP binding; GTPase activity; microtubule binding. Bases 1 to 2517 code for a protein of 838 amino acids. NCBI's taxonomy places the organism in Eukaryota, Fungi, Ascomycota, Sordariomycetes, Glomerellales, Glomerellaceae. Gene Ontology annotation, cellular component: cytoplasm; microtubule; membrane. The transcript has 3 exons.